Phasianus colchicus (ring-necked pheasant) is the source of this 3045-nucleotide messenger RNA. Its product is annotated as ETS translocation variant 3-like protein. The record is from RefSeq and is a predicted model, not a curated record. Gene Ontology annotation, molecular function: sequence-specific DNA binding; DNA-binding transcription factor activity, RNA polymerase II-specific. Gene Ontology annotation, biological process: cell differentiation; regulation of transcription by RNA polymerase II. Gene Ontology annotation, cellular component: nucleus. NCBI's taxonomy places the organism in Eukaryota, Metazoa, Chordata, Aves, Galliformes, Phasianidae.
CUGUCCAUGUGCUACUGCCUGGGACCGGGUCCCCGACGUUGCCGCAGGUGAGUGGGGCACGAUGUGGCCACGGGGACUGGAGGGGCUGUGCUUUCUGCUCUUGCUUGGAUGCUCUGAAAGAGGGAAGGAAUGGUGAAUUUUGAGGGUUUGCACCCACCAGUGUGCCGGGUGCCACCUCCAUCCAUCUGUCCUCCCUGCUUCCACAGCCCCCCGGUGCUGGGAGCAUCCCCUGGUGCUGGGUGUGCUGGGAGCAACCCCUGUGCUGGAUGCUUCCCCAGUACUGCCUGCAUCCCCAGUGCUGGGAGCAUCCCUUGGUGAUGGAAGCAUUCCCUGGUGCUGGGUAUAUCCUCAGUGCUGGGUGCACCCCUUAUGCUGUGAGCAUCCUCAGUGCUGAGAGCAUCACCCAGUGCUGGAUGUAUUCCCAGUACUGGGUGCACCCCCUGGUGCUGGGAGCAUCCCCUGGUGCUGGAUGUUAUCCUCUGGUGCUGGAUGUAUCCCUGAUGCUGUGUUCUUGCCCCGUGACCCCUCUGCUUUAUGCCCUCAGGCUGCAGCAUGCAGUGUGGCUGCGUGGCCCCGGGGCUGCCCGCCCUGCCUGGCUCCUACUGGGUACCAGGUCUUGCCUUCCCGGAUUGGGCGUAUAAAGCCGAGUCCAGCCCUGGCUCGCGGCAGAUCCAGCUCUGGCACUUCAUCCUGGAGCUGCUGCAGAAGGAGGAGUUCCGCCAUGUCAUUGCCUGGCAGCAGGGCGAGUACGGGGAGUUCGUCAUCAAGGACCCCGACGAGGUGGCACGGCUGUGGGGCCGGCGGAAGUGCAAGCCCCAAAUGAACUACGACAAACUGAGCCGAGCUCUCAGGUAUUACUACAACAAGCGCAUCUUGCACAAGACCAAGGGCAAACGCUUCACCUACAAAUUCAACUUCAGCAAACUCAUCUUCGUCAACUGCCCGCUGUGGGACCUGCGCUGCCCCCCAUUGCUGGCGGGCGCCGUUCCCCCCACCCUGCCGAGCCAGCUGCUGCAGAACGCAUUGCUGAGCCGGCGGGCGCUGGCGGAGCCGCUGGGUUGGCACCGGGGUCCCCGGCACCCGCUGCUCCCCGAGGCACCGGAGAAAUCCCGUAAGUGUGGGGCACUGACGGCCCACGUGCAUCAGGCACGGGACACACACAGCAUGCCCGUCCUGGGAAUGAUGGCGGUCACCGGUGGGGGUCGGAGGCAGUGGGUGCUGGGGGCCAAUGGGUGCCGCAGCUCUCCCCCUGGGUGCAGGCACGGAGCCCAGUGCAAGGGGGCCGCAGCCGUUGCCGGUCCCACAGCAGCACCCAGUGGCUGCAGCGGGGAGAAGGGGGGGCCGUGGGUGCUGGUGUGGGGUGCACACGGGGGUCUCAGUGCCUGGAGGCUCUCACGGGGCUCUGUCUCUUUGCCACUCGCAGGGCUGAGCACCGUGUCCCCCCCGUGCCUGGGGGGCUCCUGCUGCCGCCUGGGGGGCCCCGAGGAGUUCCCCCGCUUGGCUGCCUUCCCCUGCCCGCUGCUGCCCCCCCCGCUGCGGGAAUGGGCCCCCUUCCCUGUCCUGCACCCCCCACCGCACCCCACACCGCUGCUGCCCCCCCAGCUGGGAGCCCCCUCUCCUAUGGGGCUCCCCAAAUCGGAGCCGUUCCCGCUGGGCCCCCGUUGCCCCCCUGGGCUCCUCGGUGGCCACGCCAUGGCUGGGGGGGGGCUCACGGGCGAGCAACCUGGGGAGGACGGCGAGGAGGAGGAGGAGGAGGAGGUGGAUGAAGGCCGGCGUGGCACAGCCAUGGUUCAGAGGGUGAAGCUGCAGCUGGAGGGCAGAGAGAAGGGCAGCAGCGGGCUGUCCCCUGCCAGUUUCACCCCCCCACAGCAUCCCGUACCCCCACAGCCCCCCAGCUGGCCUCUGCAGCCACCCUAAGGUGGGUGCGCGGGGGCACAGCGGCCCCCAGACCCCAAGACACCCACACUGACGGAAAUAAAGAGGUUUGCAGAGGGCUGUGGUUGUCUUGCUGGCAGCACCCCAAAGCCGCCGUCACCACUGACCCUCCGGGGUCUGCUGCUGGGACCCCUCCAUGCCAAGGGGAUGUGGGGCACAAUUUGGAGGGCGGGGGGGAGGGGGGUGGAGGGGAGGAGGAGGAAGGACUUGGGGGACGAUCCCAGCAGCCUCUGCUAGGAAUUCCCGGAAAACGGCCCCAGCUCAUUUUCAUUUUCACUUUUCCACAUUUUCCCUGCUGGGAAAUUUACAGAGGGAAAAGGGGACAGGGGGGCAGAUGGAGCCUCUCCCCAACUCUCCAUUUUGAGGCUUUUGUGCCCCAUUCGCCAUCUCCAGUGGCACAGAACACCUGUGGGGCUCCCGGGGCGGCGAGGGCUUGGUGUCACCCCUGGGACCCCACGAAGCAGAAACCCCAAAAUCUGCAAAGCAACCUCAACACUGGCAUGAGAUGGGUGCCACCAGGACGUGGGGUACCCCAUAGCCAGGGUGUGUCUAUGGGUCUGCAGUACUGAGGCUGUCCCUGUGGGUCCCCAAAUCUCUGCUGUUCCCUCAAGUUCCCCAUAUAGGCUCUGUCCACUUCAGUCACCAAAUCCCUGCUGUCCCCAUGGCUGCCCCAUACUUGGGUACCCACUGUGUCCCCCCACACCCAUCAGUCCCUGCAGGUCCCCACAUCAGUGCUGUCCCCAGGAGCCAUCCCAUACCCUGGCAGUCCCAAACAUCCCCCAAACCCAUGCAAUCUCUGCAGGUCCCCAAAUCUCUGCUGUCCCCACGGGUGCCCCAAAUCUCUGCUGUGCCUGUGAACGCCUCAAAUCUCUGCUGUCCCUAUGAGUGCCCCAAAUCUCUGCUGUCCAUGGGUGCCCCAAAUCCUUGGUUGCCCCAAACUUGGGUGCCAAAUCUGGGUACCCAUCCUGUUCCCCUGCUCCAUCAAUCCCUGCAGGUCCCCAGAUCAGUGCUGUCCCCUGGAACCCUCCCAUACCCUGGCAGUCCCAUACAUCCCCCAGACCCAUGCAAUCUCUGCAGGUCCCCAGAUCUCUGCUGUGCCUGUGAACACCU